Aureobasidium subglaciale EXF-2481 is the source of this 1239-nucleotide messenger RNA. RefSeq lists its product as uncharacterized. Gene Ontology annotation, biological process: regulation of transcription by RNA polymerase II. The coding region runs from base 1 to 1239 and encodes 412 amino acids. NCBI's taxonomy places the organism in Eukaryota, Fungi, Ascomycota, Dothideomycetes, Dothideales, Saccotheciaceae. Gene Ontology annotation, molecular function: DNA-binding transcription activator activity, RNA polymerase II-specific; zinc ion binding. The record is from RefSeq and is a predicted model, not a curated record. The transcript is spliced from 2 exons.
AUGUCGACUGACACUGAGAGAAGAGAAAGAGCAGAAGCUCGAGCUAGACAACGGCGAGCUCACAAGAAGUCGAGAAACGGCUGCAGCCAAUGCAAGAAGCGGCAUAUCAAAUGUGAUGAGAAGCAGCCGGCAUGUUCGGGCUGCGUGGUUGCUGGGCUUGACUGUCCAUUUGCAUCGGACCUUACUACUUUACAUGGCACCGUCCAAGCGAGUCCAGCUACAAGUAGCAAUGUAUCCACGAUCUCUCGGCAGAGUCCUCUGAUCACUGCAGCAUUGAGUCCUUCAACGCUAGGGCGCUUCAACUCAGGAAUCGAUUCAGCAGAUCGCUUUGAAGAUGUGGAUGUCAACAUGGUCCACCUACAGCUAUUCAGCCAUUUCAUGAGCGACACGAGCCGGACAUUCAUCAAGACGGAUAGCUCGUUGGAGGUCUACCAGAGAAAUCUGCGAGAAUGCGUCUUCAGCCAGCGAUAUCUCAUGCAUGAGGUCCUGUCGCUAGCAGCACUGCACAUGAGCCUUCAGUCGGCUAGCCAAAGUGCUGAACAAGGCAAGUGCUACCAACACUUAGCAACCACCUUACAGUCCAAGGCCUUGGCUGGCUUCAACGAGGCUGUGCAAGAGAUCAACGACACAAAUUGCUUGACUCUCCUACUCUUCUCUCAUAUGCUGGGCGUCCACUCCUUCUGCGAAGUCUUCAUCUCACAAGACGAAUCCUUCAGCAACUUCCUGACCCGCCUUCUUCAGGCAAUCCACCUACUUCGCGGUAUCAAUGCAGUAAUUCAACCAUGGUGGCACGUCCUAUCCACCACCGACAUGGUACAACUAAUGCGCGAAGGCGAAGCCCACCGCAUCGCCACAGAAUCCCUCGAAACCACCGUACCACACCUGCACAACUUGAUCGCCACAGCAGACAUCAGUGAAACCAGUCUCUGCAUUUAUCGAGAAGCCCUUCGUCGAUUAGAUGCAGCUCUUCAUGGGUCAGAACUUCGAGAUGACAUCAAUAUUGUGUUUGCAUGGCUGGUCACCUCGCCGAAAGAGUAUACAGAUCUUUUGGCUGAGCGCAGACCAGAGGCCUUGGUGUUGUUGGCUUAUUAUGCUCUGGUCUUGCAUAGACGACGCAGUUCGUGGCUUAUUGGGACGGCUGGGCAGAGGAUGUAUGGAUGGAUACGUAAUUACCUGGGCGAGAGAUGGGUGGAUUGGCUACCCUCAGCAAACUUGUUCGAUACCACUCAAGACACUUGA